Molecule: messenger RNA, 3082 nt
Organism: Chiloscyllium plagiosum (whitespotted bambooshark)
Lineage: Eukaryota; Metazoa; Chordata; Chondrichthyes; Orectolobiformes; Hemiscylliidae
Source: RefSeq, a predicted model, not a curated record
UGGUUGGUUUGAUACAUUUCCGAGCCACGUUGCCGGAGUGAGCUUCCUCAGGAUCAGGACGGACGGAUAUAUCGCUGGGCGUUAGCUUGCUGAAGGUGCUAUAUCAUCCAGGUAAUUGACUUAAACCCUCUCCGGGAACGGUGACUGAUUGCGGGUUUGUUUUGCGUUCCAGGUAACGUUGGGGGACAUCCAUCGGCUUCCGGACUGCCAUCACAAAGAGGGAUAAAGAGAUGAGUGUUGGGUUCAUUGGGGCCGGUCAGUUGGCCUUUGCUUUAGCCCGAGGAUUCACGGCUGCAGGUAUCUUAGCUGCUCACAAGAUCACAGCAAGUUCGCCAGACCAGGAUUUGCCCACCGUCGGAGGUCUGAGGAAACUUGGUGUCAAUUUCUCCUUGAGCAACAAGGAGACUGUUCAAAAGAGCGAUGUACUAUUUCUUGCUGUCAAGCCACCCAUCAUCCCCUUUGUGCUGGAUGAAAUUGCUCCUGAUAUCCAGGACCGCCACUUGAUUGUGUCUUGUGCUGCUGGAGUCACCAUUAGCUCCAUAGAGAAGAAACUGUCCUCUGUGCACCAAUUUCCGAAAGUGAUCCGCUUGAUGACCAACACCCCUGUGAUUGUACGAGAGGGGGCUACAGUGUAUGCCACAGGAACACAUGCAGAGGUGGAAGACGGGAACCUAUUGGAGCAGCUGAUGGCCAGUGUUGGCUACUGUGUGGAGGUUGAAGAGGAUCUCAUCGAUGCAGUCACUGGGCUCAGUGGCAGUGGCCCUGCCUAUGCUUUUACAGCAAUAGAUGCUUUGGCAGAUGGUGGAGUGAAGAUGGGCCUCACUCGAAGGCUGGCUGUUCGACUUGGUGCUCAAGCAUUGCUGGGAGCAGCAAAAAUGCUGUUGGAGUCGGAACAGCACCCUGGCCAACUGAAGGAUAAUGUAUGCUCGCCAGGAGGUGCAACCAUCCAUGCUGUACACUUCCUGGAGAGUGGGGGCUUCCGCAGUCUGCUCAUCAAUGCUGUUGAGGCGUCAUGUGAGAGAACAAGAGAGCUGCAGUGUAUGGCUGACCAAGAGACUGUUUCCCCUGCUGCCAUCAAAAAGACCACCCUGAACAAGGUGAAACAGACUGCCUCGAAAGCUGGCAUCAGCCUCUUCAACAAUAAGUACCCAGGAAGCAAAAAACACUAAAUACUGAAUGGUUAUUAAUAUUGACUGACUGGGCAAGCAACAGUGAAACUUAAGUAUUACCAAAGUACAGUUUGAUAUGUAUAUUCAAUGCAGAUCAGUGGCUUUGCUUUUGUAACCACUGUGUACUGAUAUUGAUAUUUUAUAAUAUGAAGGUAAGCAUGCACAUUAAGGUUGGUGAGACCUGCAGUUGACGGUGCUAUCAAUGUGGAAAAUAAUAUUGGUAGUAAUUUUACAGCAGUCUAAUGCUCCCUUUUGCUUUCCUUCUGAAUUGUUCCCUAAUGCAGAAAACCAACAUUGAUUCCUCUUUAUGAAUUUUCCUGACAGGCAACACGUUAGCAUUGCUCUCUGCUUAAAUCAAUUUUUUCUCAUGCUGGCACUAGUCCUAUAAUUCCAUGGACUUCAGUGCUGCUAACGAGUCUUUUCCCUGACUGUGUGUCUUAAAAAUGUCCUUUAUUUAAAAGGUUCCCCUAUACACAAGAUCAACUGCAUUACCUUCUUUGGUUAUCUGUUAUUGAAGAAUUGAAUCAAGUUUGUUGGAUUGUUCUGUGACUAUCACUUCACUUCAAAUGAAAGCUGUGUCCUGAAAAUCAUUUUCAUGUGACUAAGCUCAAGCAUAACCGCAUUAGAGAUUUCUCAAAACGUGACUGUGACAUUUUGUGCAGCUGAAUAAUUCAGCAUAAUGUUUCAUGAAACCUGUACUUAUUUUAAUAUGAAAUGUGGCCUCAGCCUGAGAUUUAGAUUUCCUGUGCACCGUUGGCUGGGAGUGCCCUGACCUUUAAUUUCAAAGACCUUCUUGGAGAUGUACAGUACAGGCUUAUGGACCAUAUUAUGUAGUUGUGAUUUAUGGUAAGAUUACUUCUCUGUCUUCUGGCUUUAAGUGCACAACUGUCAUUUAGACUGAAGCAAAGAUUACUAGUUGGAGUCUUCAAACCUACCCAUCUCAUAUUUAUGAUUAGAAAUAUAAGUUUUUAAUUUAGGCUUGUGGUCAGAUUUCCAACUUCGAAAUGUUUCAGUUUCAAUAGACUUGCCACUUUCUGAAUGUUCAGCUAUAGCAUUGAACAUGUUUCAGUAUGAAAUAAGAAAUGUGAGCUUUUUCGUGUUCAAUAAUUGGAUAAUCUUACAUAUCCCUGGUAACAGGACUGUUAUUUGUUCUGGUAUCUUGUAUACGUUUUUGUAGCUAUAGAGAAGAAACGUCAGGUCAAUUGUGUUUUAUUAACACUCAAUACUAGUGAUGCUAAGGCCUUAUUUGUAUGUGAAUUUUAUACACCGAGCUACAUUCACAUCUUAAAGCUCAGAGCAAAAGACUGAGAGACUUUGAUCUAGUGAAUGCUGUAAAUUCCUGGGAGUGUUUGUGUACUUGUAAUGUUUGACCUAAAGUAGAGAUUUCCGUCCACUUGUCCUAAUGUUUAAUGCAAAGUACUGUCAAUAUGUUCCAGGUUAAUACUCUAUUCUAAAGUAGAAGAUUUAUUGAGCAAAAGCAUAGAUUAACAGUUGCUUGGAAAAUUAUUUCUUUUCAGAAUGAGAUGUCAGGAUGGACCCUUUAUAUACUCUACUACUUUGUAAAAAUAAAACAAAAAACUUCAGAUUUUUACUGCUACAGAGGUUGCUGCUUAUCUAGUAAUGGGCAAUUGCUGCCCUGCUUAUGGUUAGAGGUAUUUACUGAUUUAAAGAAGACAAACUAAAACUUUUUUUUUUAUCUGGCCAGAUUGAGAUCACCAGUGAAUCAUGGUGCAAUUGUGCAAGCAAUUGACUUGAUACUUUAAAAAGUUUACCAAUCUGUCUGUCUGUCUUCUAUCUAACUGUUUCUGAUUGUGUUAGUUUUAUAAUUAUCUGAACUUGUAGAUUAAGUCAAUGGUUGUGAUUUCCAUAUGCCAAAAAAAUGAAUAAUCCUAUGAUUUGGCUGAUUUUUUUUG